UUUUACCUUACUAACUAUUAAUUCGGUAUACAACAAGAUAAAGCAAAUGUAGCAAAUAAAUCAUUAAAUAAAUGGAUCCAUAUUAAUUAAAGUGGCGAUAUCAUAGUAUCUCCAACAGCUACUUAGACUAUUAAAACGACAAACAAUGCAAAAUAGGAUGUGAUCAAAUAUUGAACUAUUCUUUUAAUUGAAUCCACAAGAUUUCUAGCAAAUAAAAGUCCUUUUUAAAUAGAAAUAAUAUUGUCAUCCAAUAGGAUAAUCCCUGAAGCUUCUCUAGCAAUCUCAGUUCCGGCUAUUCCCAAACUAAACCCUA
Molecule: messenger RNA, 313 nt
Organism: Paramecium octaurelia
Lineage: Eukaryota; Ciliophora; Oligohymenophorea; Peniculida; Parameciidae
Source: the annotation of a GenBank genome assembly